Molecule: messenger RNA, 1724 nt
Organism: Salvia miltiorrhiza (redroot sage)
Lineage: Eukaryota; Viridiplantae; Streptophyta; Magnoliopsida; Lamiales; Lamiaceae
Exons: 7
Coding region: 1-1635 (544 amino acids)
Source: RefSeq, a predicted model, not a curated record
AUGAGUGAUAAUCGAUCGUGGAUGUAUGCGAGAUACAAUGAUCGUGCUGCAUUUGAAACGGGACUUGAGAGUUUCCUCGAGUUUGCGAUAAAUCAAACAGCGUAUACAGAUGGAAUUGGUAACAUUAGGUGCCCGUGUAGGAAGUGUAAGAAUAAAGUCUUUGCAUCUGUACCUACAGUCAGAGAACAUGUUACUAGGCGUGGAUUUGUCCACAAUUACACGAACUGGUGUUAUCAAGGGGAAGCACCAGUGUAUAUGCCAGCAGAACAUACUAUAAUGGAUGAGGAUGAUGGGUUGACUUGUCUGCUCGGGGAUCAACCGUUUCAAGAAGAGGUUGUUACUAUUACGUCUACCCACACAACUGUGGACAUUGACCCACCAAUUCUUGUUCAUCCCCUCGGUGGAAUCGUUGACAUUGAAGAUGACGAUGACCCAGAAGACGACGACCAACCGUUGACAUCUGAUGACGACGCCAGUUGUGUCUAUACUUAUUUGAAUCAAUUUGAAAUAGGUACCAUGUCUCAUCGUAGAGGAUUGUUGGGGUUUGGUAGUCGGUCUUCUGGGCCUGAGCAGGAGCGACAGUCCUCCUCAGGCUCUGGGCCGUAUAUUUCCGCGACUCCAGAGUCUGGUUCCCCUCCACAGAGCGCUGCUGCAUCUGGGUCUAGAAGGCCCAAAGGCAAAUCAGUGGCGCAGAUUAGGGCCGAGUGUGUUAGGCGCGACGGGAGGAUCCUCUUUCAGAGGAAUACUGUUGGUAAGUUGAUCGAGCCCCCGGGGAUCUCCACCUGCUGCACGAACUCGUUUAAGAGGAUUCCGAACCCAGGCGGGUACACGUGGAAGUUAACUCCGCCAACGGUGCAGGAGUUGUAUUUUGAGGAAUUCAAGAAAGAGUUUACUUGGAACCCUGAUGAUGAGGCUGAUGUGAAAAAAAUGUGGUUAGAAAAGGCCCGCAAAAGGUACAGUGACAACAUGAGCGAGUAUAAGAGACAGCUCAAGCAGAAGACCGAGGCAGGGGAGAUGAUGGAGACACCGCUGGGCAUGUCCGACACCUUUUGGACGGGACUCAAGGCAUACUGGGAUCAAGAUGAGGUUAAGGCCGUUUCUAGGCGCGCACGUGAGAACCGAUACUCUGAGCCCGAUGGAGUUGGUACAGGGAUCAGUCGGCACGUUGGAGGGUCUCAGUCGAGUCGUAUUCUGCAGCAGAGUCUGCUCGUGGAUGGUGAAGUCCCCCCAACUGCAUCUAACUACAGCACUUUCCUCCGCCUACACAUGUACGCAGAUGGAACUUUUGUGUCAGAAAAGGAUGCCAACCUUGAUGCGGAGAUUCAUCGUGUUGCUGCUGAGACAGGACGAGAGGACCGACUCGAUGAGGUCUACUUGGAGCUCGUACAUCCCGGUAGGUCACGACUGUACGGCACUGGAAGUGCCGAUGUGAGCCAGUUCAGUAGGGGGUCUACCAACAGUACAUGCUCUUCCCAGAUGUCUCAGCGGAUGUAUGAGACUCGGAUCUCCACACUGGAGGAGCGUCUCCAAAAGGCUGAGGAGGAUAGGGCGGCCCAAGAAGCAGCACGUGAGGCCCUUGAGCAGCGGAUGAGUCAGUUCGAGGAGAUACUGAGGCGGUCGGGUCAGCUACCUUGAGCAUCACUUCUAUGUAUCUAUAUCAUGUUGAACUUUUUUUUUUAUGUUAUGUUUCUGAACAAACACAAUUACACUUGAACUUUGUUUAA